Alosa alosa (allis shad) is the source of this 837-nucleotide messenger RNA. RefSeq names its product deoxyribonuclease I (gene dnase1). Gene Ontology annotation, biological process: DNA catabolic process. The coding region runs from base 1 to 837 and encodes 278 amino acids. The transcript has 8 exons. Lineage: Eukaryota; Metazoa; Chordata; Actinopteri; Clupeiformes; Clupeidae. The record is from RefSeq and is a predicted model, not a curated record. Gene Ontology annotation, molecular function: DNA nuclease activity. Gene Ontology annotation, cellular component: nucleus.
AUGAGGGUUGUUGUUGCAGUUGUGGUUAUCUUGGCUCUUGCAGAGCUGGGAAGCUCCUUGUUAAUUGGUGCGUUCAAUAUCAAGUCAUUUGGGGACACAAAAGCAUCCAAUGCGACUUUGAUGGACAUCAUCAGCACUAUUGUGCAUCGCUAUGACAUAAUCCUGAUCCAAGAGGUGAGAGACAGUGACCUGUCUGCAACCACCAAGUUAAUGCAGCAUGUCAACAAAGGGUCCUCUCCUUACGUGUAUCGACAUAUUGUCAGUGAGCCUUUGGGUCGAAGCACUUACAAAGAGAGAUACCUCUUCCUCUACAGGGAACAGACUGUGUCUGUGGGCAAAAACUUCACCUUUGAUGAUGGAUGUGAGCCAUGUGGAACCGAUACCUUUAGCAGAGAGCCUUUUGUUGUGAUGUUUUCAUCCAAUUCAGUUGUGCAGAACUUUGUCCUCAUCCCUCAGCAUACAUCACCGGAUUACGCAGUGAAGGAAACUGACGCCCUGUAUGAUGUUGCUGUAUACACAAAGGCUCACUGGCAGACCAAUGACAUCCUGUUACUCGGAGACUUCAACACUGGCUGUAAUUACGUUGUUGGUGCAGAAUGGGAGCAGAUAAGGCUAUACACUGAUAAGAGCUUCAACUGGUUGAUUCCUAAUGAUGCAGACACAACUGUAUCCAACACCAACUGUCCAUAUGACCGGAUUGUGGCCACCACUGAUAUGAUGAUAGGUGUUGUUCCUAAGUCUGCUCAAGUCUAUAACUUCAUGACUGCUCUUGGACUCAGCCACAGUCUAGCUCUGGCCGUUAGUGACCACUACCCUGUUGAGGUGGAGCUCUACUGA